AUGGCUGCUUCGCAAUCAAAUCAAGCCCUGGUUAGACGGUCGUCCGCGGACGAUGUCGGUCUUAUGCCCCCGCCACCUUUCAAGCGCAUCAAACGGCCACCCAAGGUUUUAGACGAAGACGAAUAUACACAAGCAUUGUCCGACAUCAUUGCACGCGACUACUUCCCCGGUCUGCUCGAAAGUCAGGCGCAGCAUGAGUACUUGGCUGCACUAGAUUCCGGAAAUGAGUCCUGGAUUGCGGAGGCAUCGCAGAAAUUGAGACAGGCGGCAGCGCCGGCAGGCGGGAGCAAGAGGAGGUCAACACGGAACACUAGAUUCGACAGGACUCCUUCAGCGACGCCUCGUCCGGUUGGAGAUACGCCGGUUGGAUAUACAGGCAGCGAAACACCUGUGACGGUCGCUGGAAGUGAAAUUGAGGAAGGAGGGGAGCAGCAAAAACAGUUGGAUAUGUCGGCACUCUCGCUAGGUUCGUUCCAGGCGAAAUACACCUCGGAGGAUAACGAAUCCUUCAACGAUCUCCUAGACAAACAAAAUCGAAAGCGGCGCGAAAAACAUGCCCAUCUGUGGACUCAGGAUCAGCGGCUCCCUUCUGCACGACAAAUCGCUCACCGCGCCCGAGAAGCCCGACUCCUCAAAGAGCGUGAAGAAGACGAAGCGGCAGGAAGAGCCCUUGUUCCUAUGGCCUCGGGCGCGACAGAUGCCCGUCUCGCCAGGCCCGACGCUUGGAAGAUCAAGCGUCCAGACAACAGCUUCAUGUUCCACGCGAGUUCCGUGGACGAAGUUGGGCUACAAACCGUGCAGGAAGUCAAGGAGGAAAACUCCAAAGCUGGUCCGAAACACGUUGUUCACGCAAACACGCGGUUUCCGCCGAUGCAAUACCUCGAAGAACCUGGCCCAGUCCCCCCUUCGCCCUCGCUAAAUACGGAAAUUAUUGCGCAACGUACCAAACAACGCCGAGAGGGCAGCGAUUCAGUGACGACCACCAACUUCCCAGGGAGCGAAACCCCGCGUGUAAACGGCUACGCGUUCGUCGAAGAAGACGAGCCUGAAAACCUGCCCUCCACAAUCGAGUCUUCGGCUCCGAGUUACCGCGAUCUCUUAGCUGGCCAGGUCGGCGACGGCACGCCCAACCCGUUCAAGAUAAGCGAGAUUCGCAAACGAGAAGAUUUGCAUCUGAGGAUCCUGGAAAAGCAGGCGAGGAGGAAGAGGGAAAAGGAACGCGAGACGAUGAGAACACCUGGUUUUGUGUCGGGGGCUAAUGGCAAGACGCCUUCGACGCCGCAGGCUGUCGCCGCCGGAAAUAUGACCCCCGCAGCACAACGGCUGAUGAAGAAGCUGGGUGGCAACACAAGUGUUAGACCUGGCCGUGGGCUUGGAGGUGGGAUAGACGGGGCUGAAGGGAAGGAGAUGUGGACUCCUGGACGGACCCCCCGGAGGAGGCGCGCUGGGAAAUAA
Cladophialophora psammophila CBS 110553 is the source of this 1455-nucleotide messenger RNA. RefSeq lists its product as uncharacterized. The transcript has a single exon. The coding region runs from base 1 to 1455 and encodes 484 amino acids. NCBI's taxonomy places the organism in Eukaryota, Fungi, Ascomycota, Eurotiomycetes, Chaetothyriales, Herpotrichiellaceae. Gene Ontology annotation, cellular component: catalytic step 2 spliceosome. The record is from RefSeq and is a predicted model, not a curated record.